AUGGAGGUGUCUUCAGUCCUGAACACACUCCAGGAAGACCUCAUCUGUCCUGUCUGCCUGAAUUACCUGACUGACCCUGUCACCAUCAACUGUGGGCACAAUUUCUGUAAUUCCUGCAUCCGAGUAUUAUGGGAGAAUCGACAGAACACAUUCCUCUGCCCUGUCUGCCGAUAUCCACAUGAGGAGAGGAAUCACUUCCGUGCCAACCCUCAGAUGGAAAGGCUGGUUGACCUGGUCAAGUGUCUCCACAUCUCCAGGAAUGAGGAGACAAGGCAGAAAGAAGCAAACAUGUGUGGAAAGCAUAACUUGGCACUGAAAUUGUUCUGCGAAGAUGAUCAAGAGCUAGUGUGCGUCAUAUGCAGCUUUUCCGAUGCCCACAAGAAUCACAGUGUGAGGUCCAUAGGGGAAGCUGCCUCAUAUCAUAGGCAAAAGCUCUCCCUCUACAUCCAAACCCUGAAGAAGCAGAUAACAGAAAGUCAGAUACUAUUAUUCACCCUAGAAAAAUACCAACUAGAACUGAAAGAGCAGGUUGGAAAGCUUAAAAGUAGAUUAACCUCUGAUUUCGAAUUCGUGCAUCUGCUUGUAAAACGUGUGCAAAUGGCAACCUACUCCAGAUUGGAAGAAGAAGACAGUGAUUUUCAACAGAAAUUUAAAAUCAAUAUUGCUGAAAUUUCUGAUCAUAUUUCCACCAUGAAAAGUCUACGGAAGGAGUUGGCAGAAAAGUGUGUGAUGUCCAAGGGGAAUCUACUGAGAGUGGUCAAGAAUAUCAAGUAUAGGUAUAAAAACCUGGAGAGCCCAUCUAUAUGGUCCGUCCAGUUCAAGAAGGAAGGCUACUCUCUUCCUCCACUGUACUCAGACCUACAAAACAUCAUUCACAAGUUCCAAGAAGAAGUGACUCUGGACCCCAAAACAGCACACCCCAGUCUGUGUGUGUCUGAAGAUAGAAAGACUGUUAAUUAUGUGCAAAAACAAUCACAAGAUGAUGGGGAAGUGAGGGAGCCUGACUAUGCAGUGGUUCUGGGCUCUGAAGGAUACAGUUCUGGCCGACAUUACUGGGAGGUGCAGGUGGGUGACAAGACUGAGUGGGCUGUGGGGGUGUGCACAGAUGCUCCUUUCCGCAAGGGGCAGCCCCCCCUGUCGGGUCAUAAUAGUUCUUGGACAAUCCAGCUACAGGAUGGCAACUACUUGGCUGGAGGCUCUGUACCUGUCCUUCUCUCUGUGAAGAACAAGCCCCAAAAGAUUGGCAUUUACCUGGACUAUGAGUUGGGUCAGAUUUCCUUUUAUGAUGCUAGGGACAGGUCUCACAUCCAUUCUUUAAUUGAGACAUUUUCUGGUGUAUUAAAGCCUUAUUUCUGGGUGGGCUGGCAUUCUACCCCUCUUAUACUGUGUGAAGUAGAGAUUCUAUAG
Messenger RNA from Sorex fumeus (smoky shrew), 1407 nucleotides. RefSeq names its product tripartite motif-containing protein 75-like. NCBI's taxonomy places the organism in Eukaryota, Metazoa, Chordata, Mammalia, Eulipotyphla, Soricidae. The transcript has a single exon. Bases 1 to 1407 code for a protein of 468 amino acids. Gene Ontology annotation, molecular function: protein binding; zinc ion binding. The record is from RefSeq and is a predicted model, not a curated record.